AUGAAAGGCUUAUUACUGUUACUCUGCUUAACAGUUUCAUUAGCAUAUGAAGACGAUGUUUUUGUCGAUAAUGUCGAUUUUGAUGAUGUGUUCGAUGAAGACUUUGAAUAUGAUGAAGACUAUGAUGAAAACUUAGAAGAUAUUGACGAAUUAGAAGAUGAUUAUGGAGAUGAUGAAGAGGCAAGAAGAAUUAGAGUUUCAUCACGUAGCUCAUCAAGAAGUUCUUCACGUAGCUCAUCAAGAAGUUCUUCUAGACGUACUAGAGUUGGUGUUUCUAGAACAUUUAAAAAGGAUAGUAGACGUACUAAAACACAAAAAAGAUAUAAUAAAGAAACAAGAAAAGCCUACAAAGAGAAAAGAAAGGUAUUAAAACAACAAAGAAAAGCUCAAAAAGAAAAGAGAAAAUUAGAAAAAGAGAAUAGAAAAGCAAUAAAAGAACAAAAGAAAGCUAGUCGCCUUGCUAAAAAAGAAGAACGUAAAAUAAGGAAAGAAGAGAGAAAAAUUAAAAAAGAAAAUAGAAAAGCAAUAAAAGAAGCUAAAAAAUCACGAAAAGUAGCUAAAAAAGAAGAAAGAAAAACAGAAAAAGAAAAGAGAAAGUUAGAAAAAGAAAAGCAAAAGAAUAGUAUUGAUAAAACUAAAUUAAAAGCUCAAAAGAAAAAGGCUGAAAGAAAACUUAUUUCUGAACUUAAAAAGUUAUCUAAAGUUACCAAAAACGCUCCAAAGAAAGUUCUUAAAGAGUUAGCUAAAAUUAAAGAUAAAAAAUUCAUUAAGAAAAAUAAAAAGCUUAUCCAAAGUAUUAUCUUUAAAUCUGGUGCUAAGAUGGCAACUAAGAUGGCAGCCCUUGCUAAGAAAGGAAAGGAUAUAUCAAAAGUUUGGAAAAAGAAAUGGGCAUCAUUUAUGGAUAAGAAAUUGCUGAAAUACCUUUCUAAAAUUAAACUUCCUAAAAAGAGAAGAGAGUUUUAUAAACUUAUGAAGAGAAGAUAUUGGAAAGAGUGUUGCAAUUGUUCAUGUUGUAAACACACAAACCCUCCUCAUACCCACUAUUACAGUCAUUGUAAGAAAUGUCAACAUGGACAUAUAAAGCCUGGGUUAUCUACUGGUUCUUCUUCUGGUUCUUCAUCAACUUCCUCCAUUGGAACUUCUAUAAGCACAAGCAUUACUGGAUUAGGAAGUACUGGAAGUGUUGGUACUAGUGGCUCUGUUGGUACUAGUGGCUCUGUUGGUACUAGUGGCUCUGUUGGUACUAGUACUUCUAGUGUUAAUGUCAAUCCUGUCUUCAAUAAUAUUGGUGGCUAUAGUGUUCCAUAUACACAAGUUACUCCUACUGUCCCAGUCACUCCUACUGUUAAUCCAGUCACACCUUCUGAACCCGUUACUCCUACUGUUAACCCAGUCACACCAGUUACUCCUUCUUAUUAUCCACAACAACAGCAACAACAACAAACUUUUUCACCACAAAUUAUUCAAACCGCUCCAGCUACCCAAGCACCAAUUAUCAUCCAAGGUUAUUCUGGUAGUGCUGCAGCAAGUUCUGCUUCUAGUGCAGCCUCAAGUGUAAGUAGCAUACCAUCAAUCACUAUGCCAUCUAUUAAUAUUAACAACGUUAAUAAUAACAGAAAUGGUGGAUCAGAUUUAGGAGUAGACUCAGAUUCAGAUUCAUCAAAACCAUCUUCUUCUACAGUAGUAGAUCAAUCUGGACAACCUGUUGUUACACCAACAGAAGACUAUGCUUCUCCAAAAACUGGAGUUUCAGAGACAGCUAUUGCUGAGGCUAAUGUAGUUGCAAAAGCAGCUGCUGAAGGACAAUCUAUUGAAGAUAUUACUGAAGCUCAAAACCAAGCCAGUAUUGAGUCCAAUUUUGGAAUUCAUGCACAAGCCACAGCUACUUCUUCUGGAUUUGCUGAAGUACAAACCGAAAAUAAUAAUGAAGAAGAAAAUACAAGUGAAACCAUUACAGAAACCAAUAAUUAAAAAACUUUUUU
Molecule: messenger RNA, 1982 nt
Organism: Entamoeba histolytica HM-1:IMSS
Lineage: Eukaryota; Evosea; Mastigamoebida; Endamoebidae
Exons: 1
Coding region: 1-1971 (656 amino acids)
Source: RefSeq, a predicted model, not a curated record